This is a messenger RNA of Fimicolochytrium jonesii, 1124 nucleotides long. RefSeq lists its product as uncharacterized. The record is from RefSeq and is a predicted model, not a curated record. Bases 199 to 813 code for a protein of 204 amino acids. The transcript has 2 exons. Lineage: Eukaryota; Fungi; Chytridiomycota; Chytridiomycetes; Spizellomycetales; Powellomycetaceae.
CAUAGCCGUGGCGAACUUCUCCCAGAGGCCAUCCAAGUUGUCUUCUAAGUUCUCCAUUCUGAUACUGCGUCUGGGAUGCCAAGUUGAGUUCCGACCCAUUUAAAUAGGUGAUAAGCCAAAGGUAUCAAAGAUUUGGGAGCCAUCAAUUUCAGCAUCAUCCGCAUAAGGACAGAACAAGGACAGAAAAGAAAAGAAACAAUGCGGGUACACAACCCUGUGGGAGAUGCAGCUGGCUUGUCGGGCGUUCCAAAUCUCCCUCAUUUGCUGACGGUGUACAAUGUCAGGAAGACUCUUGUGGAUACUAAGUGCCGGAGAUACGUCAGUGAGAUACUCUCCAGUAUACCAGACUCAUCCUCUGUAGACAUAGAUUACUUGAACGCUAAGAGCAUCGCAGAUCCCCAGUCGGUCUGUGACAUUCUUUUUCACACUGAGUCGGCCCUCCAUAUACGUUAUGACCUGAUAAUCGUCCAUUACAAGAGUGUGCAUCGCUUCGUCCCAAUACUCUACCGGGGGGUGUUCCUGUUUGUCGUAGCUGGCGAGGCCCGGGAGGCGAUUGACCUAUUGCCAUACGUCAAAAUGAACGAGGCUGUGACAGGGACCUUCUAUCUGAACGAUAUGCAUUCUUUAUGUCUUGCCCCGACAGUGGAUAAGAUAGGUGUCUACGAGAAAAGCUUCGUUAGGUACCUUCCUCACAGGUUCAUGAGAAACGCAGUAUGCCUAGCUCGGCGUUUGUUACCAGACCUCGCCACAGUUGUGGAGCCUCUGGGCGUGCCCGUCCGCGCCGUGCUUGAUCAGACAUUCGACCACCGAUAGGUGAUCUUUAAACGAAGCCUGUCGCAGCGUGCACGUCCGCGCCGUGCUUGAUCAGAUAUUCGACAACCGAGACGUGGCCAUACGCCGAAGCCCGUCGCAGCGCGUCGUCGUCCUGGGCGUGCACGUCUGCGCCGUGCUUUAUCAGACAUUCGACCACCGAUAAGUGAUCGUACGCCGAAGCACUUCGCAGCGGUCCAUCGUCCCCGGUGUGCACGUUCGCACCAUUGUUCAGCAGAUAUUCGACAACCAAGACGUGGCCGUACGACGAAGCCCCUUGCAGCGCGAAGUCGUCCUGGGCGUGCACGUCCGCG